Messenger RNA from Agrilus planipennis (emerald ash borer), 1036 nucleotides. Its product is annotated as zinc finger protein 821-like. Bases 261 to 803 code for a protein of 180 amino acids. The transcript is spliced from 2 exons. NCBI's taxonomy places the organism in Eukaryota, Metazoa, Arthropoda, Insecta, Coleoptera, Buprestidae. The record is from RefSeq and is a predicted model, not a curated record.
UUUUCGUAAAUAUAAACGUCAAUAAAGAUUAAUUUCAAUAAAAAUUAGUACAAAUGAUUGUAAAAUAAAUUGUAAAUCGUAUUUACAUUAUAUUGUUAUUGUUUCAGUUACUAUCUUCCAUGUGUAACUAUAAUUGAUGUUGUUGUGUUGUGGAGCUAUCAAGUUAAAAUGGACUUCUAGCCUUAGGAAACCUUAAAAAAAUACUUAGAGACCUGUCAAUCCUUUGGAAUGCAUUUCCUUUUUCCAAAAUGGUGUAAAAAAUGCCACCACAUAAAAGAAGUAAUAUAGGCAAAGUAACGUCUACAGCAAAGCAAAGUGGGCUUUCUAGAGCAUUGGAGAGUAAGACAGAUGUCCAGAAAAGGCUGCUUAGCCAGCGUUUAAGACAAGCCAGUCAUAGAGCCAAUGAAACUCCUGAACAACGUGUAUUGCGUCUAAGUCGUGCCCGUGAAUACCAGAAGAAAAAAAGACUUGCAGAGUCAGACACUGCCAGAGAAAUUCGACUGAGUAAAGAUCGCGUACGUAGUGCUAUGAGAAGAUCCCAAGAGUCCCCUUCAGAUAGAGAAGCACGUCUAAUAAGGGAUCGUGAAAGGCAAGCUCUAAAAAGAGUACAGGAGUCCGAAUUUGAAAGGAGUAUACGUUUGGCAACUGAUCGUCAACGCCACGCUUUGAGUAGAUUAUUGAAAAGGACUGAAAAACGUUCAACGGAAGGACUUCAAUCAGAUAAUGAGCAAGGGGAUAUUCCUAAAUCUCUUGAGACAAGUGAGGUAGAACAAAUAUGCAUCAAGGUUGAGAUUUUCCCUUAAAAUUUCAUAUAUGUGCUGUUAAUAAUUUUAGUGUUCCUUCAAAUGAAUUUUUACUAUAUAAAAUUGAUUACUGUAAUUGUUUUUUUCUUUUAAAAGUUAGAGAAAACGGUAUGUAACUUAAUGUUAGUUUUGAGAUUAAUUUUGUACUUAUGUGCGCAUAUGUUUUUAAGUUUGUUAUUUAUAAGGUAAUACUUAUUAAUUUAUGUUUAAAUUUAUUUUAAAGUAAAUGUACA